AUCGGCUUUCUGUCAUUUUUUUUCAUUUCUUCAUGGUGUGAACGUUAUGGGGUGUUGAACAUUUUGUGAAGUAAAAUCUAAAGUUGAAGGGAAGAAAUGGAAAUGUUAUCGUCAAGGGUAGCUCUCGGAAUAGCAGCUGGAGUUUGCGGCACGUUAUUUUUAGGAUAUUGCAUAUAUUUUGAUCACCAAAGACACAGCGACCCUGAAUUCAAAAAGAAGCUACACGAACGACGACGAGCCAAAAAAAUGGCAGCAUCCUCGACCAAACGCACAACCGUUUUCCCAGACAUGAAAGAUCACGAAGCUGUCCAAAGAUUCUUUUUGCAAGAGAUUCAGCUGGGUGAGGAAUUGCUCGCAGUCGGUGACUUGGAAAACGGCGUUGAUCACAUUGGAAAUGCUGUGGCUGUUUGCGGACAACCAAAUGACUUACUUAACCUCUUACAGCAAACUUUGCAACCACAAGCUUUCCACCUCCUCAUUCAAAGACUGCCAGCUGUGGCUCCUCGAAUUGUUAAAGCGACUCCUGCUAUGCAGGAAGAAGAUGUGGAGUAGUUUAAAUGCCUUCACUAGUCUCAUUUUAGAUGGUUUCAUUAUUACAUCAAUAAAAAUUGUUACGAAUUGCAAUAUACUAGAUGAAUGUUUUGUAUGUUUUUAUUUGGUGUAAUGAUUUUUCUGUAAAUAAAACUACGACUGUAACGAACACCCAUUGAGAAGGCAGUCGUUACUGAUUGCUGCAAAUAUCAAACUUUUAAUCUUGUAGUAGCUCAUCUGUUGCAGUCAUCGUACGAUUUCUUUGUGCAGAUUGUGCCUUGAGUAAAGUUUAUUUUCAAUUA
Zophobas morio is the source of this 833-nucleotide messenger RNA. RefSeq names its product mitochondrial import receptor subunit TOM20 homolog. Gene Ontology annotation, cellular component: mitochondrial outer membrane; mitochondrial outer membrane translocase complex. Gene Ontology annotation, molecular function: transmembrane protein transporter activity. The record is from RefSeq and is a predicted model, not a curated record. The transcript has 2 exons. Gene Ontology annotation, biological process: protein targeting; protein import into mitochondrial matrix; tRNA import into mitochondrion. Lineage: Eukaryota; Metazoa; Arthropoda; Insecta; Coleoptera; Tenebrionidae. Bases 97 to 552 code for a protein of 151 amino acids.